Molecule: messenger RNA, 691 nt
Organism: Drosophila sechellia
Lineage: Eukaryota; Metazoa; Arthropoda; Insecta; Diptera; Drosophilidae
Product: histidine-rich glycoprotein
Exons: 2
Coding region: 99-482 (127 amino acids)
Source: RefSeq, a predicted model, not a curated record
ACAGUCGAGACUGGAGCGUCGCCGGGUUUACACGAUCCGAGAGCUUUGCAAGGCAGAAGAAGGAGGCACUGAAGUCCAUAUCCUAUACCGGAGUUACCAUGUUGAAGGCGAUUAUCGUUUUUGCCACUAUCUUGGUGGCCGUGGCCAUGGCCAUGCAGCCACUGGAGGACAAUGAGCGGACCCAUCAUCUCAACCACAAGCGCCAGUUGUCCCAGCAGCAGCACCACCACCAAACCAAACCCCAGGAGGUGAGGCAUUCGGCACACGAUAGUCUGAAACAUGGCGGCUCCCACGUUAAGGAGCAUCUAACGCAUCACUCUGAGCGGAAGGCCAGGCAGAGCCACAAGGAGCCGGGCCACAAGAAGAGCCACCACCACAAGGAGCACCCCCAGCAGCAGGACAACCACUCCCGCAAAUCCCGAUCGCAUUCCAAGGGCAGCAAGCAGCAUCACAAGCGGCACACGGGAUCGCGUCGCCACUAGGAUGAUGGGACAUGUGGCCAGGAUAUAUUCUAUUUAAACUCUAGCCUAUGGAUUCCCUAUGCCAGGAUUCAAUUCCGAAUACAGUAAACACUCGUAUUUUUGCAUGUAUGGCGACAGUAAAGCCAAUCUAUUUAAAUGUUUACAAAUCCAAUGUGAAAUAUAAGCCAUGACCAAAUAAACACACAUUUUAUAAAUGAUAUUAAUAUCCA